AUGGAAAGAAAGAUACCACUACUUCGCCUCUUUGUUGGACCGCCGGCGCGAACACAGUGGUCGGGGUGGCUGGUGGUUUCGGGAUCCCGUAGAAAUGCUUCUUUUAUGCCUCGGGUAUUAGCCACAGCUCGUAUUCAUUCAGUAAUUCUACCCCUUCUUCAUUCUUGGACCUCGUUUCUUAAUAUUGUGACUCUUCCAUGCUGUGUCUCAGGAACCUUUUCAAUACGGUCCGGAUUGCUAGCUCCCGUUCAUAGUUUUGCUACAGAUGAUACACGAGGAAUCUUUUUAUGGCGGUUCUUCCUUCUAAUGACCGGCAUAUCUAUGAUUCUUUUCUCCCAGAUGAAGCAGCAGGCAUCGGUCCGUAGAACCUAUAAAAAAGAGAUGGUUGUGGCGCGAAGUACUCUUGUGCACCUACGUCACUCGGCUCGCGCGCAACCCCGCCCCGUUAUGUUAUGGAAGAAUUGAACUUAUUGCUGGGCUGGUUAUUCAGAGCCAGCAAUUGGCUGCCGGAUUUCGUCCCGCAACUAGAAGAAGAUCGCUUCGGGGGUCACUAUGGCGUGGCUGAAUGUAGAGCAGUCCGCCCCUACAGCCUUUGAUCAGUAGAUUAUUUAGAACUUCGGAAGAUGGUCAAGGUAGCUUGCUUCCAAGCCACUGCACUAGAUGCGCAUGUAGUCAUAGUAGUCGGCUCAGAAUGCCUCUGUUCUAUACUAAAAGACUACUUCGGAUGAAUGGGGAAUUACGUCGCUCUUUGAUCUAAUAAGGCCUACGAGCUCUCUGUUUUAGUUUUAUGGCGGAGAUCUCUCCACACCAAGGAACCAAAUCACAAUGGAUCGAAGCCCUCCUUUUUCUUCCAAUUAGUGAAGCGGGAGUCGGGAAGUUUGCUCUUGUCUGAUGAAUAACAAGCGCUAUAAGGUCAUUUUUGUUUAGUAACAAGCCCUGUGAAAGCUAUCAUUAAUAGAGUGAGCGCUCAUCUCUUCGAUCUCUUUCUUUCUUUCUGGGGUGAAUAAGCUAGCUAAACCAGUUCCUGAGUUCAUGACUUCAGAAGUGACACUGAAAGUGAAAGCUGUCUAAUCGCUCUAAGCCAGUUGUUGAAGUGAGUUAAGGUCUUUCCGAGUUCGGGUCUUCUUGAUUUCAUGAGUUUAGGAGUUCAUGAGCUAAGCCAGAUCGCUAUUCCUGACUUGAUAGUCCUGUUUUAUUUCAAAUUUUCUUAUGAGUAAGGAAGCAAUCAAAGGGAUGCGCCUUACUAGGAGCUAAAGAUAGCAGCAUUCCCUUAAUUUAAUAGGCUGUCUACGGCAAUUUCUCUGUAGCAAGAAGCCCUGUGAAAGCCAUCUCAUAGGUGAUUACGGCCUGGGAAAACGAUAGAAAAAAGCCUUUAUUUUGUAAAGUAGCUGUCUUUAAAGUGCAAGUGAAAUAUCGACUUUCAUUCAACUUUAGAAAAACUAUAGUAAGGUAGCGAAGUUCAGAGGAGCGGCAGGCAAGUAAGAAGUUCAUCCAUUGAAGUUGAAGUAAACGAUUGAUCUCUAUCGUAUCAAGUAAAGGGAGUAAGAGAGCCACAUGAAUCGAUCUUCUUUAUUCAAUCUAGAUCCCCCUUGCAAUUGAUCUGUGCGAUAUCGAGUAUGCUAACGCGAAUCUCUAACGGUCGUAAUCAAGUCUCUCAAUCGUUUUCUCCUGUCGUUAACUCUCGAAACUCUUGCAAGGCUCUCAAACGGUCUAACUGUCGGAAACUUUCGUAAUCGUUCCAACCGGUCGAAACUUUCGUUAAUGGUCCAACUGUCGUAACGGUCGCGGGGGUUCGGGGGGACUAAUGGUAUAGAGAUAAGCCUUUGUAUAGUUUUCUUUGUGUAAUAUUAUUUAGCAUUAUCACUGAUUAAUUUCUUGAUCAGUGAUAAUGCUAAAUAAUAUUUUUCAACUUCUUUCUCCUCUUUUAUGUUUUCCCAAGGAAUCCUUCAUCAGUCUUCUUGCGCUCACACUCCUCAACAAAAUGGAGUAGCUGAGCGUAAAAAUAGACAUUUGAUAGAAAGAGCUCGCACAUUACUUAUUCAUAAUCAUGUUCCCCUCCGUUUUUGGGGUGAUGCUGUUCUUACUGCCUGCUAUUUAAUUAAUCGUAUGCCUUCCUCUGUUUUGCGGCAUAAGAGUCCUCAUUCUAUUCUUUAUCCAGAUCAAAAUCAAUUUCCUCUUCCUCCACGGGUGUUUGGGUGUACCAGUUUUGUUCAAAAUCUCACUCCCGGGAAAGACAAACUUCAACCAAAAUCCACCAAAUGUGUCUUCCUGGGGUACUCCCGUCUCCAAAAAGGUUACAAGUGCUAUGAUUCCAUUACAAACAGAUAUUUUAUUUCAGCAGAUGUAACCUUUUUCGAAACUUCUCCAUAUUUCUCGCCAAACACACUUAACCAAAAUGCCAUCACUACAGCUCUUCCCACUCCUACUCUUCCUGCUCCGAAGAUUGUUCCUCCUCUUCGGGUUUACUCAAGACGGCCUCACCCAAAUCCUCCACCUGCUAACCCAAUUGAUCUUUCUUCUCUUGAUACAGGUCCACAGACAACUCCCAGUGACUCAUUGCCUGCUUCAACAUCAUCUCCUGCACCGGUUGAGCCCUUAACAGACGAUGCUAAUCUUCCUAUUGCUCUCCGGAAAGGUACUCGAUCCACUCGUAACCCUUAUCCUAUUUAUAAUUUCUUGAGUUAUCACCGUUUGUCCCCUUCAUACCAUGCUUUCAUUUCCAAUUUAUCUACUGUCCCAAUACCUAAGACUGUGUCAGAAGCAAUGUCUCAUCCUGGUUGGCGCCAAGCCAUGAUUGAGGAGAUGACUGCACUUCAUACUAAUGGUACCUGGGAGAUAGUUCCAUUACCGCAGGGUAAAACUGCAGUUGGAUGUCGUUGGGUGUUUACAGUUAAGGUCGGACCAGAUGGCGAAGAUUGCUUCUGUUCGCCUACUUAUCUCUAUGGCAGCUAUGUUUCAUUGGCCUCUUCAUCAGUUGGACAUCAAAAAUGCCUUCUUGCAUGGAGAAUUGGCUGAAGAGGUAUACAUGGAGCAACCACCAGGGUUUGUUGCUCAGGGGGAGACUGGAUUAGUGUGUCGAUUACGUCGAUCUCUUUAUGGUCUUAAGCAAUCCCCGAGGGCAUGGUUUGGUCGGUUUAGUACUGUUGUCCAACAGUUUGGGAUGCUUCGAAGUGAGGCAGAUCAUUCAGUAUUCUACCGGCAUUCUUCUCAUGGCAAAUGCAUCUAUUUGAUAGUUUAUGUUGAUGACAUUGUCAUAACAGGUGAUGAUUGUGAAGGCAUUGCUCAACUCAUAGAUAACUACCCGUGGAUCACUCUACUAUAAGACCACCAGCUGCAUUAAGGAACUCCAGCGCCCGUACUGGAACGGAUUUCCGAUAGUUGGAAGGCAGCUGCACACAGCAUCUAAGAAAGAAAUUAACCUCCGAAGGUCCAACUCUUUGCUUUUUGCCUCAGAAGAAUGCCCUUGACAGUGAUGUUGUGCCUGUUUACUAUACUACGAAAUUACUGGUCUAUACAUUGAUUGCCGAAAAGGCUUUGAUGCCCCGGGUUUGAAGCCUCAUUCCACCCAUCCUUUGUUUGGAUAAUUGCCUAGCGCUCGAGGCAAGGUAGGAAUGCUCGGGCUGAGCAAAGACUUCAAAGUAAGUUCAGGCUGACUUCUAAACUAACCAAAUCGUGCAGAACUUCAUCGAGAAAGGGAUGCUGCUAUCCGUUCGACGAUCCUACUUCUGAUGUCACCCCCGCCUCUCCCUCCCAGUGGAAUAUCCCAACUAUUCUCUAUCCAAUUCCGGAAUGGAUCAUGAAAGAUUUUUUCUUGAGAUGCCGAUAAGGAACAGCCAAUUAUAGAAGCGGGUGGCAGGGAAUGAAAGCACUCCUGUGAUAGCAAAGUAUAGAGAUUAUUUAGAGCUAGGGGCAGGCCAUCUAUUCCUGCUUGACUUUCUUCAAAGAUGCCUUAGAUCUCUUUCUCGUUCGAGGUGGGAGUAGGCAGUAUGAAAUACUGGAUGUUGAAUUAUCAAAAAGAUGAUAGGCAGGCUCUGCCUGCUACUAGUCGAGCAAGGGCAUCUGAUCUCAAGACGAGGCUUUUUAAAAGGGGGCAUGGCAGUGACUAUAGCUGGGAACUUCUCCCUCCUCUUAGAGGUGGGUGGGCCAAAACUCAUUGAAAUGAGACUCCGAUCUGCCCGAACUUAGUCCAGUCCUAUUAGAGAUGGAGGCGAAUCAAGCAACUCUUAUAGAUGGAUGGGAUAGGAAGGAAGAACCACUGAUAGCAUUUGCAACUGCUUCUUUCCGAUCGAUAUACAAGGGGUUGGACGGGACGGUUCUUCUUUCCGUUUUUUUACGUGGCAAGAGAGGUUUAUUAUCCAAUAGCAGGUGCUACUUUUUGAGGGUAGGGGCCCACUCUUUCUUCGAAAUAGUAUAGGAACAGCGGAUACUACUAGGGAUGGGAAAGCUGCUCCUGCGGUUUCUAACCCAAUUAGUUAGUUAGGGCUUUGAAGUAGCCUUUCCACCGGGGUUGGAAACUACUAUUGAUCGUUGAACUGGGGCUUAAAGAGAGUAAGCGCUGUGUUCCCUUGGAAUUCAAAAAACAAACUAAAACUAAUGAAUAGCCUGUUGAUUGCUUCCACUUGGCUCACUAGGAACAUGGAUUAUUGGUCUACUGGUUUGGCACUCCAGGAAAUAACCGAAAGCUGGUCGGCGGGGCCAAAAAAUUAGGUUUCUUACUAUCAUAUGGAGUAGUAUAUACUAAAAAAAAACAUAAAGAGAUGAGAUCAACUCAUCAAAAAAGGAAAAAAAAACAACAAGGUUCGAUGUAAUUGAAAGGAGCGAAGCGAAAAAAGGAACAUGUACGUAAAAGUAAAAAAACCAUUCUGAACGAGCACACCGAGAACGAACGAAAGAAACCUGACCUGGAAAACGUUCCAAUCUCCUAUAGUAUCUUCUUUAAAAAAAGAGAGAAGAGAAAGAACUGGGAGUUGGCGCCUGGUUGCUUGCUUACCAAGCGAUCCUGGCUUUUCGCUCCUCUCCAACCAGUCGCUUAAAAGCUCCUCCAGUUCGAUUCUUAUUCUUGACUUAACUUAUUAUUAUAAAAAGUACUCACUAUCAAAAUGAAAGACGAUCGAUUAUCUACCCAAGAAGAUAGAGAGUCCCACAUACGAGAAAAGGUCACAAAUAGAGUUGAACCAAGUAACAUUGCAAAGGCAUAAUGAUA
Molecule: messenger RNA, 5203 nt
Organism: Hevea brasiliensis (rubber tree)
Lineage: Eukaryota; Viridiplantae; Streptophyta; Magnoliopsida; Malpighiales; Euphorbiaceae
Product: probable cytochrome c biosynthesis protein
Biological process (GO): cytochrome complex assembly; heme transport
Cellular component (GO): membrane
Molecular function (GO): heme transmembrane transporter activity
Source: RefSeq, a predicted model, not a curated record